CCUGUCAGCCAUGUUUUCGGGACAGACACUGCGCCAGCACUUAGGGCAACAGGUUUAGCGGCUCUUUGAAUAAGCUGCGACGCAGUCGACCCCAUUGUUUUUCGAAACAAAAUGAAGGAUAUGCAUACAGGACAAUGACAAGGACUCGAUAAAGCUGGAGUUAAGAAAAGUGAAAUUUGGAAGCUAUAUUUGUCAGCAACAUAAAGAUGGCUAACAGCUAGCCGGGCACAUUUGGGACUAAUGGGACUAGGAUGGCUCAGUUUCCCACAGCCAUGAAUGGUAAUCCAAAUAUUUGGGCUAUCACCCCAGAGGAAAGAGCCAAACAUGACAAACAAUUUGAUAGUCUUCAUCCAUUAUCAGGCUUUAUUUCAGGUGAUCAGGCUCGAAAGUUCUUUUUGCAGUCUGGGCUACCUGAAUUGGUACUUGCUGAUAUAUGGGCCCUUGCAGAUAUAAACAAGGAUGGAAAAAUGGACCAGCAAGAAUUUUCAAUAGCCAUGAAACUCAUCAAACUAAAAUUGCAAGGUCAGCUCCUGCCUUCAACCCUCCCUCCUGUUAUGAAGCAACUUCCAGUACCAUCUUCGUUAGUGUCCUCACGCUUUGGAAUGGGAAGUAUGCCAAACCUUUCAAUCCUCCCCAGCCUGCCUGUAUUUACUCCCCUGGUACCCACAUCAUCUAUGACCUCAGUUACUACCAUGCCUUCCUCUGGAAUCUCGACCCCUAUUGUGCCUUCGAUCAGCACACCAUCAUUGCCAAAUGGAACUUCUGGUCUUCUCCUUCCCCUUUCUGUACCUCUUUCUUCAACUUUGACACCAGCUGGCUCCUUGUCAUCAUCAUAUCUUGGAUUUGGAAAUAUAGGCAUGCAAAAAGCACAGUCUUUGAUUGAUUUGGGAUCUAGUAGUUCUAAUUCUUCUUCAUCGACAUCUCUUGCCGGAAGCUCACCCAAGACAGGAUCCACUGAUUGGUCAGUGCCCCCGUCCUCUAGACUGAAAUAUAGACAGUUGUUCAAUACACUUGACAAAUCCAUGAGUGGCUACCUGUCUGGCUCACAAGCCAGGAAUGCUCUUCUGAUGUCAAAUCUUACCCAGACCCAGCUGGCUACAAUCUGGAACCUGGCUGAUGUUGACAAAGAUGGAAAGUUAAAGGCUGAGGAGUUUGUGUUAGCUAUGCAUCUGGUUGACAUGGCUAAAAGUGGACAACCUCUUCCACUCUCCCUGCCUCCAGAUCUUGUUCCUCCAUCUUACAGAUUAGGAAAAUGGGGUGAUGCAAUCAAUGGAACAGUGUCCCCAUAUCAGGGAGUGACUGAGAAUACCACAGAGCCAUCGCAAAAAAAAAAUGCAGUUACAUUUGAGGAUAAAAGAAAGGAGAAUUAUGAACGUGGGAAUGCUGAACUGGAGAAGCGGAGGCAGGCUCUGCAGGAGCAGCAGCAGCGUGAAGCAGAACGCCGUGCCCAGCAAGCACGUGAGGAACAAGAACGCAGAGAUCGUGAGCAGCGUGAACUGGAAAGAAAAAGGCAGCUGGAACAGGAGCGCCGACUUGAGAAACAACGUGAAAUUGAAAGGCAGAGAGAAGAGGAUCGUUUGAGGGAGAUAGAGCGCAGAGAAUCUGCAAAAAGGGAGCUUGAAAGGCAAAGGAAGCUUGAAUGGGAGAAAAAUCGGCGUCAGGAGUUACUAAACCAGAGGAACCGAGAACAGGAAAAUAUUGUUAGACUAAAAGCAAAGAAGAAGAGCCUGGAACUUGAACUAGAGGCAGUGGGAGAUAAACACCAGCAGAUCUCAGAAAGGCUGCGUGAUGUACAAAACAAGAAAUUAACACAGAAAAAUGAUUUAGAUCUCAUUGAUCAGAAACGUGAUCGUCGCAUCAUGGAGAUCAGCAACUUGCAGCAGCAGUUUGAGGACUAUCAAAAAAAGCUUUCUUUGCUAAUUCCUGAACAGCAGCUGCUCAAUGAAAGAAUUCAAAAUCUAAGCUCUAACAAUGUGCAACCAACAUCACUAUCAUUAUUAAUAAAAAAGAAAACAGAAAAAGAAGGCUCUUGCUGUAAACUUAAAGAACAGUUGGAUGCACUUGAAAAAGAAACUUCUACAAAACUGUCUGAAAUGAACACAUUCAACAGUGAUCUUAAGUGUGAGGAUAUGGAUGACUCUGCACUUCAGUGCCUUCUGUCUUUACUAGGCUGUCUCACCAACCUCUUCCUCUUAAUUAAGGAACUGCGACAGUGUCAAACAAAGCAACAGCAGGCCCUUGAACAGCUUUAUAAAACCAAAGAAGAAAAGCUGCGAGAAUUGGAAAGAAGGAAAGAGGAAGAGGUUUUAAAAAAAAGGGAAGAGGAAGAUGCAAUCAGAAAAGCCAAACAAGAAAAAGAGAUUCUUUGGAGAGAAAAGCUGAAACAAGAAGAGGAAGAAAAACACAAGAAAAUUCAAGAAGAGCGUGUCCAGAAAAUACGCUUGGAGGAGAGACUAGAAGCUGAAGCCAGAAAGAAGGAAGCUGAAGAAAUGGCUGAAAGAGAGCGCAAAGCUUUAGAAGCCAAAAAGCUCAGAGAACAAGAAGAAUUAAAAAGAAAAGCAGAUGAAGAGAAAAACAAACAGAAUCAACUUAAAAGGCAAACAGAGAGGAGAAGCUGGAAGAAUGAGAACAUUAAUUCUGAUGAACAUAAAAACUGGCAAGAAGCACUGAGUGAUCAGCCAGGUUUGGAAAAACUAAGCAACUUGAAGAAUAGUACCCACAAAGAACUAUCAUCUGUACUUAAAAUGGAAAGCGUAAAUGAAAGGAAAAUGAAUGAAGGUUUCAAGACAGGCCCAUCAGGCCCAAUGAAAUCAGGGACUUUAGUCCCCUACAGAGCACUUUACCCUUUUGAAGCAAGAAAUGAGGAUGAACUCUCUUUCAGUGCUGGUGAUAUAAUAGAGAUUAAUGAAGCAAGUUUAGAAGAAACAGGGUGGUUUUAUGGAAGUUUACAAGGUCGUGCAGGGUGGUUUCCAGCAAAUUAUGUGGAGAAAAUAGCUGAGGAUAACGUCUCUAAAAAAGCUUUACUUCCUCCUACUUUAUCAAUAUCAUCUACCUCAUUUUCACCUAGCCUGACAUCACCAGGUAGAACAAAAAGUGAUACUGAUUUCGAAAUGAGUAAUCACACAGCAACAUUAAGUGGAAACAUGCGGCAAAAUUCUGCCUUUACUCCAGCAGUGGCACCGGUGUCAAAUUCCCCAGAGCUUAAUCAGGAUCAAGUUGCCAGUAUUUGUCAGGCGCAGGCAUUAUGUUCUUGGACAGCAAAGAAGGAAAACCAUUUAAACUUUUCAAAAGAUGAUAUCAUCACGGUUCUUGAGCAGCAAGAGAAUUGGUGGCUAGGGCAGCUCCAAGGUACCAAGGGCUGGUUUCCUAGAUCUUACGUCAAAAUAAUUUCUGGAAGUGAGCAACAAAUUGAACCUGUUUAUGCAUCUGUCAGCAAGGAGCCAAACACUGUUAUUGAAACACAAGCAGAAGAAUAUAUAGCACUUUAUAAUUAUGAAAGCCCAGAGGCUGGUGAUUUGACAUUCAACGAAGGUGACACAAUCAUGGUGACACAGAAAGAAGGAGAGUGGUGGACAGGAAGCAUUGAAGACAGAACUGGAAUCUUUCCUUCCAACUAUGUCAGGCCAAAGGAGACUGAUAGUUUGUGCAAUGUAAUUAGAUCAGGAGUAUUAAAUAAAAAACCAGAGAUUGCUCAAGUAACCACUGCAUAUACAGCAGCAAGCCCCGAGCAGCUCAGCCUGGCUCCUGGGCAGCUUAUUCUCAUUGAAAGUAAAAAUCAGUCAGGAUGGUGGCAGGGAGAGCUACAAGCUAGAGGAAAAAAACGUCAAAAAGGAUGGUUUCCUGCUUCACAUGUGAAAGUUAUGGGGCCUAGCAGUGGCAAGAUAACUCCAGCUUCCACUUCAGUGUGUCAGGUAAUAGCAAUGUAUGACUAUUCAGCCGUGAAUGAAGAUGAACUUAGUUUUUGCAAAGGGCAGCUCAUCAAUGUUCUGAACAAAAAUGAUUCGGACUGGUGGCAAGGAGAGGUCAAUGGAGUAACUGGCCUCUUUCCUUCAAAUUAUGUAAAGAUGACUACUGAUUCUGAUCCAAGUCAACAAUGGUGUGCUGACUUGAUGAGUCUUGACACUAUGACACCAGUAGAAAGAAAAAGACAGGGUUAUAUCCAUGAGCUCAUUCAGACAGAGGAGCGAUAUAUGGACGAUCUACAGCUUGUUUUAGAGGUUUUUCAUAAGGCAAUGGCAGAAUCGGGACGUCUUACAGAACAAGAAAUGGGGAUGAUUUUUGUUAACUGGAAAGAACUUAUUAUGUCCAAUACCAAGUUAUUAAAAGCACUUCGUGUUCGUAAAAAGACUGGUGGGGAAAGAAUGCCUGUACAGAUGAUUGGAGAUAUCCUUGCUGCUGAGCUAUCUCACAUGCAAGCCUAUAUUCGAUUCUGUAGUUGUCAACUCAAUGGGGCUGCACUGUUACAGCAGAAAACAGAUGAAGACUCUGACUUUAAGGAUUUCCUAAAGAAAUUGGCUGUUGACCCUCGGUGUAGUGGAAUGCCUCUCUCCAGUUUUUUACUUAAACCAAUGCAGAGAAUCACUCGCUAUCCACUUAUCAUUAAAAAUAUCUUGGAAAACACUUCUGAAAUACACCCUGAUCAUAGCCAUCUCAAACUAGCUCUGGAAAGGGCAGAGGAGUUAUGCUCUCAGGUUAACGAGGGUGUUCGGGAGAAGGAGAACUCUGACAGAUUAGAGUGGAUUCAAACGCAUAUCCAGUGUGAAGGACUCUCCGAGCAACUGAUCUUCAAUUCCUUGACUAACUGCCUGGGACCAAGGAAGUUGUUGCAUAGUGGCAAAAUGUACAAAACAAAGAGUAAUAAGGAGUUGUAUGGAUUCCUUUUCAAUGACUUUCUUCUUCUUACCUAUAUGGUUAAACAGUUUGUCUCUUCUGGCUCAGAUAAACUAUUCAGUCCCAAGUCUAACUCACAGUUCAAAAUGUAUAAAACUCCAAUUUUCCUCAAUGAGGUUCUUGUGAAGCUUCCAUCUGACCCUUCCAGUGAUGAGCCAGUUUUCCAUAUAUCCCAUAUUGAUAGAGUAUACACACUUAGAACAGAAAAUAUCAAUGAAAGGACUGCCUGGGUUCAAAAGAUUAAAGCUGCAUCUGAAAACUUCAUAGAAACAGAAAAGAAAAAACGAGAGAAAGCAUACCAAGCACGUUCUCUUAAAGCAGCAGGAAUUGGACGAUUACUGGUGAACAUCAUUGAAGCAACUGAACUGAAACCAUGCAAGCCUAAUGGAAAAAGUAAUCCAUAUUGUGAAAUUACUAUGGGAUCCCAAUGCUUCACAACGAGGACAUUGAAUGACACUUUGAAUCCAAAAUGGAACUUCAGCUGUCAGUUUUUCGUGAAGGAUAUAUAUCAAGAUGUACUGUGUAUCACUGUUUUUGAGAGGGAUCAAUUUUCACCUGAUGAUUUCUUGGGUCGCACUGAAGUACCUGUAGCAAAAAUCAAAAAAGAACAGGAGACAAAGGGCCCUUCCACAAAACACCUGCUGUUACAUGAAGUGCCAACAGGGGAAGUCUGGGUACGCUUUGACCUGCAGCUCUAUGAACAGAAGACUCUGCUGUAAGAUGUCGCCUACUACUGGUUUAUUACUUUUUGUUGAUGGAUACUGUAUAUUGAUUAAUGUCCAGCAAGUUAAAAUUGCACAUGGUGUCUUUCAAGCUAUUUUGUCCUUUUCACUGUUUUUGGCUAAAGUGCUGGCUAACUAUGCAACUUGAGCAGUGCUACUAAAACUGUGUGGACCAGGAGGGCUCUGCCUGUGACCCCAGAUGUUCUUGUGAAAAGGCCAGUGGGAACAAUGUGCCCCCUUAAAUGAACGGCUAGGAAAUUGGCACUAGUGUUGGCUGUUGCUAGCCUGCUCUGAUCUCAGGAUUCUUGUCAAGUCUUGGCACACUCAAAAAGGCCUCUUUUACCGCUUUGGAGGGCAAGCGCCAAAGCCAUCCUGGGUUUGCACUGUUCUGUAUAGUCCGUCAGACAUUUUUUUAUUGCCAAUGAUUGAAUUGUUUUAAUUAAAUUUUGAGGAAUACAGCAAAAUUUAUGAGGAAUAUUUUUCCCAUUUUGGAAUAUUUUGAUCUAUAUUUCUUAGGGAGAAAAAAGUAUUUUUGAGAAGUAUAUUUUUUUUCUUCACUACAAAACAGUUAUGUGUACAUAGAAGUCUUCCUGUAGUCUUGCCAAUGUGUUUAUUAAUGUAUAUAAAUAAUAUGGACUGGCACAGGCGGUUUAUUAGAGGUGUCCAUUUGGAGUAACUUUAGAUUUUUUUUUGUUCCCUUUAUCAAUAAUUUGAGGCAGAAUGAAAGAUUAUUUGAAUCAUACCCGAAUAAAUGGAAAACAUGUUUAAUUUUUAUUUAUAUUUUAAUUUAUAAAUGAAUAUUGUUUCAUUGGUGUCAUGUGCCUAGCUUUUCCUUUUUUUCUAUUUUAGGAAGUUUUCAAAUUUAAGACAAUUUAUUUAAUUUAUGUUUAAAAAGCUAUAAAGGAAAAAGCAAAUAUAUAUGGAGUCUUGAUUCAGAAAAUCACAGAAUGGUUUAUGGUUGUUGCUUGGCAUUGUUUAAUGUUAAUUCUGAAAUUCUUUAGAGCUGAAUUAUCUGCAUGAUCACUUGAGAAUAGCAUAAAAAUGUGAAUUCCUGCAAGUCUUUAAGAGAAUAAAUAUAUGAAAGAAUGCUAAAAGCUACUGAAACGGAACAGGUUAAAGGUAAAUGCAAAUCCAGACAUUUACUUCAUAGACAUCUCGAUGUUUUACAUAUUUUAAACUGAAUUUUAUCGCUUGAGUUAUUUUUAAUCUUUUUUUUGGUAAGAAAUGCAUCUGAAAAAUAAAACUUAAAUUUAAAAAUG
Molecule: messenger RNA, 6871 nt
Organism: Erpetoichthys calabaricus (reedfish)
Lineage: Eukaryota; Metazoa; Chordata; Cladistia; Polypteriformes; Polypteridae
Product: intersectin-2-like
Exons: 40
Coding region: 252-5609 (1785 amino acids)
Biological process (GO): endosomal transport; intracellular signal transduction; clathrin-dependent synaptic vesicle endocytosis
Cellular component (GO): intracellular vesicle; clathrin-coated pit; cytoplasm
Molecular function (GO): protein binding; guanyl-nucleotide exchange factor activity; calcium ion binding
Source: RefSeq, a predicted model, not a curated record